AUAAAAUAAACCCCCAAAAAAAGUAGCACCGCAAAGACGAAAUCGCGGUGGAAAUCCUAAUUUUGUAGAAAGAAAAAUAAUUUAAUUUCCUCACAAUUAGACAAAACAGAGAUUAAAAAACGAUGCUUCCUACAUACUUGCAAAGCCUUAUCCAUUGAUAUCAUUUUCAUCUGUUUUAAUCGUUAAUACCCAAAAACCCAGAAAAAGAAUUGAAAUAUAUAAGCAAUCCGACAAAAACCCAGAAUUUUUCUGUAUUUUUUAAGGUAAAAACCGCGGAAGAAACAGACCAAAUACAAGGCAAAAAGGGUCGUGCAUUUUUUGUUGUUUCCUGUAACUCUUUUUUUUUUUUUCAUUUUUUCAAAAAUUUGGCAACUAUAGAAGGUUUGAGGGAACUUUCAUCGUUGAAACAAAGCGGUGUUCUAUACUAACAACGACGACGAAGAGUGCAGGCUUUGGCGUCGUAGGUUGUUAAUGGCUUUCACCAGGGGUUCUGCUCUAAGGAUCGCUCUUCUUCUUGUUCUUCUCGCUGCUAUCGUUUAUGCUUGUUUUACCCUCCCCAUUGAAGCGAUUCUGAAGGAUUUCUUGUUAUGGGUUGAAAAGGAUCUUGGACCUUGGGGUCCACUCGUGCUGGCUGUUGCUUAUAUUCCUCUGACAGUCUUGGCUGUUCCAGCUUCAGUGCUUACUCUUGGUGGGGGUUAUCUUUUUGGAUUGCUUCUGGGCUUCAUUUCAGAUUCUAUUGGUGCAACUGUUGGUGCGGGAGCAGCAUUUCUUCUAGGCAGAACAAUCGGGAGAUCAUUGGUUGUAACUAGGUUGAAAGAUUAUCCUCAGUUCCGGUUAGUAGCAAUUGCAAUACAGAGAUCUGGCUUUAAGAUUAUUUUGCUGCUUCGACUUGCACCCUUGCUCCCUUUCAGCAUGUUGAAUUAUCUGUUGUCGGUGACUCCUGUCUCAUUAGGAGAAUACUUGCUGGCCUCCUGGUUAGGGAUGGUGCCAAUAACCCUUGCUUUAGUUUAUGUCGGAACAACACUUAAGGAUCUUUCUGAUGUGACACAUGGAUGGAAUGAGUUUUCAACUGCUCGUUGGGCAUUUCUCAUAUUGGGCCUUGUUGUGUCUGUGGUUCUAAUGAUUUGUGUGACUAAAGUCGCGAAAACAGCACUGGACAAAGCAUUGGCUGAAAGCGAGGACGUAGAUAGCACCGUAGGAUCAUCACCGGAAUUGCCGGUUGAUAGUGAAGCACCAGUGGAUCUUCAGCAGCCUCUUAUAAUAAAGGUAGAAUCUGGUGACAACAGUACUCAUGAAUAGUGAAAACUGAAAUCAGCUGUAAAUAUAUGACAUAAUCAGUGCUAGCAUGUCAUUUGGUGCUUUGUUGCAUAUGUGUUUUGUGUAUAGAUAGAGCCUUAUUGACAAGGUUAGAUCUCCCAUAGAAAUAGCUGAUUUGCAUAUAAACAAAGUGAUUGAAAAUUAAUGAAAUAAUUGUUUUUUUUA
Gossypium raimondii (Peruvian cotton) is the source of this 1482-nucleotide messenger RNA. RefSeq lists its product as uncharacterized. The transcript is spliced from 9 exons. Gene Ontology annotation, cellular component: membrane. Lineage: Eukaryota; Viridiplantae; Streptophyta; Magnoliopsida; Malvales; Malvaceae. The coding region runs from base 472 to 1299 and encodes 275 amino acids. The record is from RefSeq and is a predicted model, not a curated record.